AUGACUCGUCCCCCAGUGGUCCGUGGAAUCUUUUCGUUAGGUCUUUCCGUAGCCGUUUUGAAAGGUGUUGAAAAAACAGUUCGUAAGCAUUUAGAAAAGCAGGGAUGGAUAGAACCUCAGAAAGUGGACUAUGAGUUGAUUUUUACCAUAGAUAGGUUGAAAAACUUGGUAGAUGAUAAGCGUGAAUCCCUAACUGCAGAACAGCUUGAUACCGGUGAAUUGAGCUGGCGUAAAGUAUUCAAUUUCAUUUCAAGACAAUCCAGCGAGCUGGACACACGAAUAUACGUUCUUAUACUACUCCUAUCCUUUCUGGUACCUAUUGCGUGGACCGUGCUGGACGGCGAUCACGAGGGUACGCUAGAAGAUAACGACAACGACAUUAAUAUGGAUCUUAUUGAGAACGAAAGAAGGCAGAAGCACUACAAUGAUGGUGAAAGGGCAGUAUUGCAAUUUGGUAAAAACAGAUCCGAACCUAUUAUAUUGAGCUAUAAGGAUAUGAACGUUUCUGAAGGAGAACGUGAGUUCACCACCAAGAAAGAGCAUGGUAAUGGCCGUCUGAUAAGCAAGAGCGAAAAUGCACUGGACGAAGUGGGGAGUGAAGAUGUCUCUGGUUGUCAUCCGGAAAAACAACUGGAAGAAGACAACAAUGAAUUGAGUGAAGAAGAAAAUGGUGAGGAUGAUGAUAACAAGGAAAAGGAUCGCUGCUCCAGUUCGGAAGUAGAAUCGCAGAGUGAAUCCAAGAAGGAAAGUACUGCAGAGCCUGACUUGCUCUCGCGGGAUACCAGAACAACGUCCUCCCUUAAAUCAAGUACAUCAUUUCCCAUAUCAUUCAAGGGCUCAAUAGACCUUAAAUCGUUAAACCAACCUUCAUCGUUGUUGCAUUUACAAGUAUCACCCACAAAAUCCACUAAUUUAGAUGCUCAAGUGAACACUGAACAAGCAUACUCUCAACCAUUUAGAUACUAA
This is a messenger RNA of Saccharomyces paradoxus, 966 nucleotides long. RefSeq names its product Nvj1p (gene NVJ1). Lineage: Eukaryota; Fungi; Ascomycota; Saccharomycetes; Saccharomycetales; Saccharomycetaceae. The record is from RefSeq and is a predicted model, not a curated record. Bases 1 to 966 code for a protein of 321 amino acids. The transcript has a single exon.